ACUUGCAAUUCUUUUCAAUUGUUGAUUGUAUUUUUCGAACAAUAUGAAGAAAGUAUUUAUUAUUUUGGGACUGAUUGCAAUUGCAAACGCUUCGCUUCCAUUAAGCAAAUUAAUAGAAACUAUUGGAACGAAGUUAAAGUUGGACUCGCAGUGGCAAAAUUUCAAGAACAAGUAUAACAGAAUAUAUAAAAACGAAAUUGAGGAGGGGUGCCGGCACAAACUAUAUCUGGAAAAUUGGAAGCUAAUUGAUGACCAUAAUAAAAACUAUUUUGAAACGGGACAAUCAACAUUCUACCUUAGCGAAGAUGAGUACUCGGAUUUAAGUGAACAAGAAAGAGCAGCUUUUCGUUUAAGUGAUUUUGGGAAGGCUCUUGUUUUGAAAAUAAAUUCGACCGUGAUAUCUAUUAUAGAUGCACUUAAAGGAGAAUCAAAACAUAGAGCGCGAAGAGCAGCCCUCUCUACUUACGGUACACCUCCGGGCAGCUUUGAUUGGAGAAAUAAAGGCGCCGUAACUGCUGUGAAGAACCAAGGUCAAUGUGGCGCGUGCUGGGCAUUUGCAACUGCUGCCACGCUUGAAACAUCGAAUUACCUGCGUACCGGAAAGUUGGAGUCACUUUCUGCAGGAAAUCUGGUCGAUUGCGAACAUAAAGGAAAAUGCACAGGAAAUUCACUUAAACCACCACUUACCUACAUUCAAAGCAAUGGCAUCAUGUAUGAAAAAGAUUAUCCUUAUAAUGGUAAAGGCGGAGAAUGCAAAUUUGAUAAAACCAAAAAAUCCGAUACACAAAUUAAUGGCGUUUGGGAAAUGCCAAAUGGCCAAAUGAUGAAUGAGACAAAUUUUAAAUCAUAUAUAGCAAAUGUAGGAUCAAUGUCUAUUGCCAUUGCAGUUAAUAGCAAAUUCCAAAUGUACGGAGGAGGUAUAUUCGAUGACAGAUCAUGUAACAACGGUGCAUUAAAUCAUGCACUUGUAGUCAUUGGCUAUGGAACUGAAAACGGUCAAGAUUUUUGGAUAUUAAAAAAUUCAUGGGGGACCGGUUGGGGAGAAAGAGGUUAUAUGCGGAUUCGUCGUGGCGUAAAUCUUUGCCACAUGUGCAAUUAUGCUGCUUAUGCAUAUUAAAAAAAAAAGAUGAAUUGAAAAUUCUAUUGAAUUUAUUAUACAUAUAAGUUAUUUGGUGUUUGGGAAAUCUUAAAAUUGUAAAUAUCAAGUAUAACAUUAGCAAUAGCAUUUUAAGAUAAAGUAAACUUUACAACCUCUUGAUCAUCUGUACGCAAUAAUCUA
This is a messenger RNA of Contarinia nasturtii (swede midge), 1279 nucleotides long. Its product is annotated as cathepsin L1-like. The record is from RefSeq and is a predicted model, not a curated record. Gene Ontology annotation, molecular function: cysteine-type endopeptidase activity. Bases 44 to 1117 code for a protein of 357 amino acids. The transcript is spliced from 5 exons. NCBI's taxonomy places the organism in Eukaryota, Metazoa, Arthropoda, Insecta, Diptera, Cecidomyiidae. Gene Ontology annotation, cellular component: lysosome.